ACCGGAGUCCGUCCGCUUAUCAAGCGUGUGUCUGGGCGUGUUUCACUUCCAGCUCUGCCUCCACGCACGGAGCACAUCGCGUUACAUCUCGGCGAAACGACCCUCAGACACUCGGAGCUUGUUCGUGCGUCGUUACCAUGGUGACGGCCGGCGGCAGGAGCAGACGAAGGGUGGACGCCGACCGGAGAAGCGGGCAGCUGCGGCGAAAGUACAAACCGGUAAAGCGCUCCAAGACCGGGGUUCGACCGGGGAACCGAAAAAAGAGCAAAGUAGCCCGGCCGAGGAAGUCUGGACCGUCCAAAGAGCUAAUUGCCAAGCGUAAAGGACAGAAUCGCAUUGGUUCGGGAACACGUCGGGAUGGAGGUGCCAGAUCGACGAGGACCGUUAAGAGGAAAUCUUCAAAGAUUCAGAAAUCUCCAGGUGGCAGGCGAAGUGUCCAGAAAAAGAAUGGGGAGAGGAAGAGUGGGGAGAGGAAGAGUAUGCAGAAAAAGAGUGGGCCGAGGAAGAGUGGACAGAGAAAGAGUGAGCAGAGAAAAAGUGGUCAGAGAAAAAGUGGGCAGACAAAGAGUGAGCAGAGAAAAAGUGGUCAGAGGAUAAGUGGAGGGAGGAUAAGUGGACAAAGGAAGAGUGGGCAGAGGAUAAGUGGACAAAGGAAGAGUGGGCAGAGGAUAAGUGGGCAGAGGAGGAGUGGUCAAAGGAGGAGUGGGCUGAGAAGAAGCACCAGGCCGACCAAACUGACCAGCAGAUACCAGGCCCCCAACAUGUUCAAUGGCAUCAGCACCAACUCAGUCCUGAAGGAGAUGGACAACAUGAAGAAGAAAAGGCGCCUCAGUAGCAACAAGGAAGGAAAGAUCUACUCUAAAGCCCAGAGGACAAGAACUCCGGUACCACAGAGAGAGUUCACUGACAGCGAGGAUGGCAAUGGUAUGACCGUGGACGAGGACAGCAGGCAGGCAGUGACUGCAGAUGAAGACAGUAACUGCAGCGCAAACCAGAGCUUUGACGCCAAAAUGAGCCGAGCCUCAUCGCUCUACCAGGGACCCAGCAGCGAGUUUCUGAAAGGAACCUUCCGGAUUAGUGCUUCAGGACCAAACACAAGCCGCAGAGGAGCCUUCAGACCCACUAAGAGUGCUUGGUCCAGUCAGUCUGAUGAGGACGACGACUCUGAUGACGAAGACGAAAAAGCCUUGAACAGCUGUCGCCCUCUCGGCCUGCAUUCAGAGGAUCUUCUGGGGACUCGCAGAGACAAGAUGGCCUCAGGAGCAGGUCUUGCAGACAUUGAUCCAAUGGCCAUCGAUCAAUCCGUGGGUUUUGACAGCAUCGGAGGUCUGUCGGGUCACAUCUCAGCUCUGAAGGAGAUGGUUGUAUUCCCACUUCUCUACCCUGAGGUCUUCGACAACUUCAAGAUCCAGCCUCCCAGAGGUUGUUUGUUCUAUGGCCCUCCCGGGACGGGAAAAACUCUGGUUGCCCGGGCGUUGGCCAACGAGUGUAGCCAUAGCAACAGGAAGGUGACCUUCUUCAUGAGGAAGGGAGCCGACUGCCUCAGCAAAUGGGUGGGAGAGUCGGAGCGGCAGCUGCGGCUGCUGUUUGAACAGGCAUAUCAGAUGCGUCCGUCCAUCAUCUUCUUUGAUGAGAUCGAUGGUCUGGCUCCGGUCCGAUCCAGCCGACAGGAUCAGAUACACAGCUCCAUCGUGUCGACACUCCUUGCUCUGAUGGACGGUCUGGACAGUCGAGGUGAAGUCGUGGUGAUUGGAGCCACGAACCGGUUGGACUCCAUCGACCCGGCGCUGCGGCGGCCCGGACGUUUCGACAGAGAGUUCCUCUUCGGCCUGCCUGACAAAGAGUCUCGUAAAGAGAUCCUGAAAAUCCACACCCGGCAGUGGAAGCCUCCUCCUUCUGAAGACUUUCUGGAAGAACUGUCUGAGAAAUGUGUCGGUUACUGUGGUGCUGACAUCAGGGCAGUGUGCACUGAGGCAGCGCUGUGUGCUCUGCGGCGUCGCUACCCACAGAUCUACGGAACCUCCCAGAAGCUCCUGCUGGACGUCUCCUCCAUCGCCGUCAGCAGCUGCGACUUUGUGGCAGCCAUGAGGAAGAUGUCACCAGCUUCACACCGCUCCGGCGCCUCCCCCGCCAAACCUCUGUCCCCCGUGGUUCACCCGCUGCUGGGCGCUGCCCUGCGCGACAUCCUGGAGGCUCUGCAGAGGCUGUUUCCUCACGCUGAGCAGGGAAUGAAGAGGAAGAGAGAGCCAAAUCUGACUUCUGGUAUCCUUGACGACGGUCUGAUGUCUGAUGGAGACGAAGGCUCCACGACACCAAGCAUCUCAGCGCCCUCUACCUCCAAGGACAAAAACUUCCUAUACUUUGCCAGGAGUGCCGUCAAACAACCAACCUCAUAUCGGCCCAGAAUGCUCGUGGCGGGUGGCCCCGGUGCCGGUCAGACUUCCCACCUGGCUCCCGCUGUUCUACAUGCUAUGGAGCGAUUCACCGUCCACAGUCUGGACUCUGCUGUGCUGUUUGGAGUCAGCAGCACCUCCCCGGAGGAGGCUUGUGCACAGGUGUUCUGUGAGGCCAAACGGACGUCUCCCAGCAUCCUCUACAUCCCCCACAUCCAACAGUGGUGGGACACAGCAGGGCAGGCACUCAGAGCUUCUUUCCUCAGUCUGCUGGGCAGCAUCCCCUCUUUUUCCCCCAUCCUCCUCCUCGCCACCUGCAGUGUCCCUCGUCAGGAGCUCGACCCGGAGAUCCAGUGUCUGUUUCGGGAGGAGUACGGGGAAGUUUAUACCAUCAGUGCUCCCACCAAGCAGGAGAAGGUCAACUUCUUCCAGGACCUUAUUCUCAACCAGGCGGCCGAAGCUCCACCCUCCAAGAAAAAAGCAUUGACUCAGGACAUGGAGAUCCUUCCUGUUGCUCCCCUGCCUCCCCCCCGUCAGCUGUCGGUGCAGGAACGUCUCCGUGUGGAGCAGCAGGAAGAAGACGUGUUGCGGGAGCUCCGCCUCUUCCUGCGUAACAUUACCGAGCGCCUGAGUCUGGACCGUCGCUUCAAGGCCUUCACCAAACCGGUUGACAUCGAAGAGGUCCCAGACUACAUCUUGGUGAUCAAGAAGCCCAUGGACCUCUCCACACUGCUGACCAACAUCGAUGAGAGCAAGUACGUCACCGUCGGCAAGUUCAUGUCAGACGCAGACCUCAUCUGGCGGAACGCUCUCGAGUACAACCCAGACAGCGACCCUAUGGACCGCCACAUCCGUCACCGAGCGUACGCCCUCAAGGACACGAUACGAGCCAUCAUCAGGGACGAGCUGGACGAAGAGUUUGAGAGAGUCUGCGAGGAGAUCAGAGAGUCUCGUAUCAAGAGAGCUCUUUCAUUUGAGACCAAAGUCAGCCCAGUGGCCAACGGUGUCUGCAGAUCACUGUUCCCCAGAAACAGUCCUCAAGCUCAUAAGAAAAAACGUUACAAACCGCCCCGAAAGUCCAAAUGGAGUACUGGUGUCAUUCAGAAAUCAAAGAAGAAGAAGACCCCCACCCCAACCUCGAGUUCCUCCUCCACCAUGUCCAGCAAAGCCAGCUCUGAAUCAAGCAGAGAGGAGAGAAGAGGGGAGAUCAGUUCUGUUGGUCCAAGCUCAUCCAGCAUGUCAGACAGCAGCGACGGCGAGCCGGGCCACCUGAACGGCUAUGAUCACGGCUUAAACGGCGUCGCAGGAGCCCAAAAUGGAAUCCUCAUGAACGGGUACCAUCACAAACCUCUUCACAGAGUCGCAACAAGAAGGCUGAACCUCAGGCAUCGAACCCAGAGCUCAAAUACGAGACUGAACAGGAAUAAUUUGAACAAAUUAGGGAGGCAGAGAAAUUGUGAGACGAGAGCCACCAAAGCCGCCCUGGACCAGGUGCAGCUGUUCAGCAGAGACAGAUCUGUGGAGGUCGACAAGACGCCGUCGCUGGUCGUCGACCGCAGCAAACUGAAGGAUCUCCUGAACAGAGCUGUGGCCAAAACCGAAGGCGCUGAGGUGGAGCCGCUGGAGAAGCUUUACGCUCUGCUGGCUCAGUGCAUCUACAGACACAGAAACAACUACAACAAGACGGCGCUCAUAAAGGAAAUGAAGACAGAAAUCGACAGCUUCUCUUGAUCUACAUCAGGUCUAUUUUAAUAAAACCUCAGAGUAUUCAAAUACGCAGCUCUUUACUCCUCUUGCCUUGACAUUUUGUCCACGAAAACAUACCACCAAUCAAAAAUACCUCAGUAUUCAUUCCAUGACAUGGUAUUUAUUAUAGAGUAUUUAUUUAUGUGAUAUGUUUAUAAGAGAGUAAUAUAUAGAAUAAUAGCAGAUAUUACAUUUUAAUUUAAAGUUUUAAUAUUUAUGACUUUGCAGAGUGUUAAUUUAUUAAUGUUAUCAUGUUGUGAGUUUUAAUAAAAGUGUGAUUGGUGAGGAUA
This is a messenger RNA of Amphiprion ocellaris (clown anemonefish), 4429 nucleotides long. RefSeq names its product ATPase family AAA domain-containing protein 2-like. Bases 138 to 4124 code for a protein of 1328 amino acids. The transcript is spliced from 29 exons. Gene Ontology annotation, molecular function: ATP binding; histone binding; ATP hydrolysis activity. Gene Ontology annotation, cellular component: nucleus. NCBI's taxonomy places the organism in Eukaryota, Metazoa, Chordata, Actinopteri, Pomacentridae. The record is from RefSeq and is a predicted model, not a curated record. Gene Ontology annotation, biological process: positive regulation of transcription by RNA polymerase II.